AGCCGGCUAGCCUCAUGGCUAGAUGAAAGGAGCCAGAUACAAGUAAGGAGAAUUGGAAAAAAGAAGCCAUUUUUAUCAGCACCAAUAGCAACAAAAACAGAGACGAUGAUGCCCUAGUCCGUUCUUAACAUCAUCUUCACCGCAGCGCUCUUUCAAAAUUCUUCGAGAAUCUUAAAGGAAAAAUAUUCAUCUAAAGCAAUUCGGAGGAUCUGGUUAAACCCUUAAUCAAACAAAUUAGGGUUUCUCUUAUUAUUUCUUCUUCCCCGUUUUAAAGGAGGAAUUAGGGCAUCCGAUUAAACAGAAAAUGUAUUCCUCAAGAGGGAGUAAUGCUUAUGGGCAGCAGCAAUACGGCGCUCAGCAGACGUAUGGACAAAAUUCCGGAGCUGAUGGAAGCUCCCUGCCUUCUCGACAAUCAUCUAUGCAAGGAUCUGCUGUUCAAGAGGCAGAAAUUGGUGCUGGAUAUAGAGGUCAUCAUCCUUCAGCGUCAACUCAUUUUGGGGGACCAUAUGGUGCAGUCUAUGGAUCAACUGCGCUGAGCAGUGCCCAGCAGGUUGGACCAAUGAGUGACAAGGGAGCAACUUCAUCAGCUCUUCAAGGUCGGACUGGCUAUUCUUCAGGUAUUGCAGGUUCUCACAUGUUUGCAUCUGCUGACUAUAUUUCAUCGUCAAGUCAUGGAUAUGGCCCUAAAAGCGAUCAAAUCUCAUCUGGGAAGCUUUCUGACUACUCUUCCGUAGAUAGACGGCAUUAUGACUUGCAAAGUGAAGUAACUAGACGAUACACAGACUCUGUUGGUCUUGGUCAUCAACUUCAGCAGCCUGAGAUUUACGAUCGCAUUGACCAGGCUGCACUACUUAGACAGCAACAGUUGCUAAAAUCUCAAUCACUACAAUCCGCUUCUCCUCUAGAUGGUGGUGCUAGACCAGCUGACUAUCUUGCUGCGCGGGGUGCUCCCAUUCGUCACUCCGCACAAGAUUUAAGUGUCUAUGGUGGAAGGCUGGAUGCAGAUCCUCGUACUUUAUCAAUGCUUAGUGGUCUUCCGUACGAUGGACAACAUCAAGCAUCAUCCAUAUUAGGGGCAGCACCUCGAAGAAAUGCUGAUGACCUCAUGUAUGCUGCACAAGGUUCUGCAACUUCAGGUUAUGGGGUGAGUCUGCCUCCUGGUCGGGACUACGGGAAUGCGAAAGGACUUCAUGUCACAUCACGUGAAUCUGAUUAUUCUAGUAGCCUUUUGUCACGUGGUGGUGGCCUUGGAGGUUCCAGGAUGGAGGAAAGAAAAGAUGAUAGAGGAACUUUCCGGCGAGAGCUAGAAAUAAGGGAGGAGGAGCGUCGUAGGGAUCAUGUGCGUGUGCGAGAGGAGCGAGAACGAGAACGAGAUCGCGAACGUGAACGAGAACGGGAGCGACGUGACAAAGAUAGAGAACGUGAAAGUAAACGUGUCCCUGAAAUUAGGCGAGAAAGAACGCCACCAAGAAUCACUAGAGAACGACCUGGUUCCGCUUUAGGAAAGGAGGAGAAGUCUCUGGGACGAGAUUUGCAACGUCAUGAUUCUCAACAGAGGCGCCAUUCACCUGUUAAAGAGAAAAGGAGGGAAUAUGUCUGCAAGGUGUACCCGUCUUGUUUGGUGGAUGUUGAAAGGGAUUAUUUGUCCGUUAGCAAGUGCUAUCCUAGGCUAUUUGUCUCACCAGAUUUCACAAAGGCUGUUGUGAACUGGCCAAAGGAGAACCAGAACAUUUCUUUCAGCACUCCUGUUAGCUUUGAGCAUGACCUUGUUGAAGUAGAGAGCCUUUCUGUGAAAAAAGAGGCAUCCGUUCAGUUAGUUGCUGAGCCUGGGAAACCCACAAGUGGUGCUACCAUAUGGAAUGCUAAGGUGAUGUUGAUGAGUGGAAUCAGCAAGGAUGCUUUGGAGGAGCUGUCUUCUAAUAAAAACUAUGAAGACCGUAUACCACAUAUCAAUAAUAUUCUGAGAUUUUCUUUUCUGAGAAAAGAUCGGGCUUUCAUGGCUAUUGGUGGCCCACAGGGUGUUGUUGAUGGAGGGGAUUCUUCAGUUGAUGAUUGCUCGCUGAUUAAGACUGCCAUUAGUUACACGAAGGAUAUAACCCAACUUGAUUUGCAGAAAUGCCAACAAUGGAAUCGUUUCCUUGAGAUUCACUAUGAUAGACUUGGCAAGGAUGGGCUUUUUAGCCAUAAAGAAAUCACUGUACUGUAUAUUCCAGAUUUGUCGGAAUGUCUCCCUUCAUUAGAAGCAUGGAGAGAUCAAUUGCUUGCACACAAGAAAGCCAUAGCUGAGAGGGAGCAGCGUCUUUCUGCACAGAAAAACAAGAAAUCUGUUGAGAAGAACACAGUGAAAGGGGGGCAAAGUAGUAAAAAAUCUGAUAAAGAUGCUGAUUCCACGAAAACUGUUAAAGUGGAAGGCAAACUGAUAACGCCCGUUAAAGAGGAAAAGAAAGAAUCAGAUGGUACACCCUCAAGACAGCCAAUUGAUAGUAAGAAAAUUGAAGAAGGUGGAAGUGAGAUUCCCCAAGACAAUGCCAAAGAUCCCGAGAACAAAGACGAAGGAGAAGGGGGUGAUGAUGGGAAGGCUCUAGAGAAAAAGGGUACUGAAAGAACACCUACUGGUCAGGGAACUGAAGCUAAAAAGUCCUGGAAGAAGAAAAUUGUUAAGAAGGUUGUGAAACUGAAAAUUGCUGAUAAAAAAGCUGGCGAAGAGAUUACUAUAAGCACUAAUAGUCAGAAAGGUGAUGUAGACAAACAAGGUGCGUCCGACACUACCGUUAAUCCCGACGGGACUACUGUUGAUCCCUCCGGUGUUAAAACUCUCACCAGGAAGAAAGUUGUGAAGAAGGUUCCUGCAGGAAAGACUCCUCAGAAAGAAGAUAAGGAUUUGACUUCAAAUGAUACUCAAGAUGUGUUAAAACUGGAGAAACCAGUAGAGGGUCAAGAAGAUGAAAAAGAUAAUGCAUCUGUUCAGCAAGUUGCUGUUAAAACAAGUGGAAAGAAGAAGAUCAUCAAAAGGGUACCUAAAAGAAAAGCUAGUCUAGUGGGAAGCUCUAGUGUGGGUGCUGAUGAUAAGAAGGAUGAGGACAAUGAUGAGAAGAAGGUAGUGCUGGAGGGAAGUGAUGAUGAAAAAAUGAAAGAGCAAGCUGCAAGUGCAAAAAAGGUUACGGUGGAGGAGAAAAAAAUGGUGAAGAAAACUAAUAAGAAACCAGAAUCUAUAAAGACUAGUGGUGGUAAGAAAGAGGCUGCAAAUAGUGUUGGUGAAAAGGAUGAGAAGGUGGAUAGGGAGAAAAAAGGUUUUGAUGACAAAAAAGAUUCGAGUGCGAAAAAGGAGUCAAAUCCUUCGAAAGAAAAGAGCUCUGGAAAGGAUAGUCCGCAUCUCAACAAGGACAGGGUAAAAAAUGCGAAUGAGAAAAAAGGCAAAGAUGAGAAAGACGAUUCGAGGCAUAAAUUAAGUAAGAUUGUGAAAGAAAAGGGUAAGGACGAGGAACCUCCAAGAUACCCUGGCUUGGUUCUACAGACCAAAUCGAGCAAAGAUUCCAAAAUACGCUCAAUGUCACUAUCGUUGGAUGCACUUCUGGAUUACAAUGACAAGGAUAUCGAUGAAUCAACUUUUGAGCUCUCACUUUUUGCGGAAGCACUCUAUGAAAUGCUACAGUACCAAAUGGGUUGUCGACUGUUGACAUUUCUCCAGAAACUGCGCUUAAACUUUGUGAAGAAAAGGGAUCAAAGGAAAAGAGAACGUGAUGAAAAUCCCGUGAAGCAGGUGAAGCCUUCAAAAAAGAAACUGAAGACAACUGAAGCUACUCCAACGGAUGAAGAGUCUACAAAAGAUGCUAAUUCAAAUUCAAACCACAAAGAAGAACUCAUAGAUGGGUGUGGCGACUCCAAAAUGGAUGAUGAAGCAGAUGAUUAUGAUCCCGAGGAAGAUGUCGAUGAUGAUCAAGAAAUGGAAGCUGAGUUCGAUCAGCAUGACAAACCCAAGGAGCUGCAGGCUAGAAAUGAAGAUGAACCGGCUGGUGCAGAGGUUACGGUAGAAAAGGGAAUAAGUGAAACAAAUACUAAAACUGAGGAAUCUGCGCUGGGAGAUAAGACUGAUGAGAUAACUGCUGGGAAAGAAGAUAAAUCCAAUUUGGCAACAAAAGAAGCAGAGGUAGACACAGAAGCAAAUAAAAAGCCUGUCAAAGAGGAGGGGAUUGUUGAUAAGGAACUAUUGCAGGCAUUCAGGUUCUUUGACCGGAAUCGGUUGGGCUACAUAAAGGUUGAGGACCUGAGGUCGAUUAUUCACAACCUAGGGAAAUUUAUUUCUCAUAGGGAUGUCAAGGAACUUGUGCAGAGUGGGCUGAUAGAAAGUAACACGUAUAGAGAUAAUCGGAUACUCUACAAUAAACUGGUGAAGCUCUCAAAAUGUGAUAUUUGAUCGAAUAGACGAGGUUGACAUAGUUUAGCUUUUAUUUUGGGGAUGUCUUGUUUUUGGUCGCUCUGAAGUCAUUUCACUUUCAGUUUGAUGAAAAAUACCUUGUAACCGCAAGUCAUUCUUGAAAAACUAAUAGAACCUCCUACUCCAUUGUUAUGCACCACUUUGAAAGGAAAUUUAAAAAUGCCAAAGAGGUUUUUUUUUUCUUUU
Messenger RNA from Papaver somniferum (opium poppy), 4621 nucleotides. RefSeq names its product protein SHORT ROOT IN SALT MEDIUM 1-like. Bases 305 to 4414 code for a protein of 1369 amino acids. Gene Ontology annotation, molecular function: calcium ion binding. The record is from RefSeq and is a predicted model, not a curated record. Gene Ontology annotation, cellular component: nucleus. Lineage: Eukaryota; Viridiplantae; Streptophyta; Magnoliopsida; Ranunculales; Papaveraceae. The transcript is spliced from 23 exons. Gene Ontology annotation, biological process: regulation of DNA-templated transcription.